UGGCCCUCGCCCACUUAAAUAUUAACCCACAUUGAGUUGACUCUAGACAGCUUUCAGAUCUAAAUCUUGAAAUUGUAUAAAAUGAUAAGCAAUCAUAUAUGCAGAGAUAUAUCAACUUCUUUCAGAUCUAAAUCUUGAAAUUGUAGAGAUAUGGAGGUGCUUCAAUUGAUAUCUUUAGAUCACGUCCACCCUCACGAUCUCAUCUUCUGCGAGCAAGAAGUCAUACACCUAAACGCCCAUGAAGAAAUUUUUUGCCAUGCAUGCUCGAAAUCAUUGGAGGGUGCUAGCUUCUACUAUUGCGGUGAGUGUUAUUUCUUUCUUCAUAAGACCUGUGCAGAGUUACCCCCUGUGAUUAAACACCCCUCACAUCGUAAACACCCUCUGAUUCUUCACCCGAAUUCACAAUCCAGUCCUGAUGGAUCUCUCUGUGAUAUGUGUGGGCUAAAGAUUGGCAACUUCCUUUACAAUUGCUAUUGCGACUUUGACCUUGAUAUCGAUUGCGCUAUGGUUGCACGGUGCUUCUUUCAACCUGAAGGUCACAACCAUCAUUUCACUGCGUGGUGUAGGUCAGAUCCAUUUACAUGCGAUUUUUGUGGCACGUAUAGUGAUCGGUCUGAAUACACGUCAGAAGCUUUGGUCCCUUGGAUAUGCACUAAAUGUCAUGUUGUAGUUCAUGGUAAAUGUAUGUCACUGCCAUUCACAGUUCACUUACCACAACAUGAUCACCCCCUCAUCCACACUUACUGCAUUACUGAAAGUCAGUCUAUUGUUUUAAUUUGUAGAGUUUGUUGUCAAGAAGUGAAUAGAGAAUUUGGAUGUUAUUCUUGUCAAAAUUGUCCCUGUGUUGUCCAUGUCGACUGCAUAAUAGACAACGUGCAAGAAGUAAGACAAAAGUUCUGGGCAGAAGAAAUUGAGGCAGCGAACAACCAAUUAGUUGAACAAGAGAUUGAACAUUUCAGUCAUCCUCGUCAUAAAUUAAUUCUGUUACAACAUGAUGAUGAUCACGAGAUUGAAACAAAAUGCGAUGGCUGCAUGCGUCUCAUCUCUUGUCCCUUUUACAGGUGUCUAGAAUGUGAUUUUUCUCUCCAUAUCACCUGUUCCAAAUUACCGAAACAAAUCAAUCACCCACUUCACCCACAACACCCCCUAACCCUUGUUCCAAACAAUGAUAAGUUCACUCUCUGUUGUUGGGCUUGCUCAAAUCCGUUCCAUGGCUUCUCCUAUCGUUGUAGAGCUUGUUUUGGAUUCACAAUUGAUAUCCGAUGUGCUUUAGUCAAUCCUCUAGAAUUCUACCAUGAUAGUCAUAAGCACCCCCUCAGUGUGUUCACCCAAGGCAAUAACUAUCCACAAUGUACUUCUUGUGGCAAGGCCUGCAGGGAAGACGACAAGUACAUGCUCCGAUGCAAAGAACGAUGUCCCUUCGCAUUGCACUAUGGAUGCGCCAUAUUACCACGUACAAUCAAGUAUGAGUAUGAUGAGCAUUCUCUUGUCCUCUUAUACCAUGGAAAUGAUGAUUCGGAUGGGUUUCCUUAUUGUGAUAUUUGUGAACAAGAUAGAAAUCCUAAUCUUUGGUUUUACGCUUGUCCUAAUUAUUUGGAGUGUCCAAUUUAUGUUCAUCCUGAAUGUGCUCAAGGUGACUGCCCCUACGUGAAGCUAGGAACUAGUAUCAAGGCUCCCGAUCUGCACGAACAUGAGCUCUUUUUCAUCCGAAGGACGCAAGACUUCCUUCCAUGUCACUUGUGCAGUAAGAAUGAUCAAGAAAUAUCCCUUGAGUGUAACAAGGAAAAGUGCAAUUUUAGCGUUCAUUUCUAUUGUGCCAUCCUUUGAGGAUCAUUACCGGGACUAUUCAUUUGGGUACUUGUAGUUCUCAAAGCUAGUCCUUUUGGUUCAUUCUAUUACCGUUGUGGAUUAGACGUCUCUGUCUUCUUCUUUUGGAAUCUCUGUAAAGAUGACCGUUGGUCAUCUGAUUCUUUGCUGUACCUUGCAUUCUUUGCGGUACCUUUGAUACACAUAUUGCUCUCUGGCUUGAGAGUCUUGUAAGCUUUCUCAAUAUAUUUGAAUCAAUUAAUUAUGAAAUCAGACUUUUUUUU
Messenger RNA from Tripterygium wilfordii, 2090 nucleotides. RefSeq lists its product as uncharacterized. Bases 151 to 1827 code for a protein of 558 amino acids. The transcript has a single exon. NCBI's taxonomy places the organism in Eukaryota, Viridiplantae, Streptophyta, Magnoliopsida, Celastrales, Celastraceae. The record is from RefSeq and is a predicted model, not a curated record.